Messenger RNA from Frieseomelitta varia, 1284 nucleotides. RefSeq names its product histone H3.3A. Gene Ontology annotation, molecular function: DNA binding; protein heterodimerization activity; structural constituent of chromatin. Gene Ontology annotation, cellular component: nucleosome. The transcript is spliced from 3 exons. Bases 160 to 570 code for a protein of 136 amino acids. Lineage: Eukaryota; Metazoa; Arthropoda; Insecta; Hymenoptera; Apidae. The record is from RefSeq and is a predicted model, not a curated record.
AGUGCACCGCGGGCUUACGUGCCUCUCGCAAUUUAAUUUCUAGGGGGUAGGGACAAGGGAGUCGUGACUUGGGAGAGCGUCCACUGCCAUCGAAGUACAAGGAAACGGAUAGUGCUAACUGCCGCUUCUCGUAGAAUAUUUUCGUUGAUUGAGUGAAGAAUGGCACGUACUAAGCAGACAGCUCGUAAAUCAACUGGAGGUAAAGCACCUCGUAAACAGCUAGCUACAAAGGCAGCACGUAAAAGUGCACCAUCCACUGGUGGUGUAAAAAAACCACAUCGAUACAGACCUGGUACAGUAGCUCUUCGAGAAAUCAGAAGAUACCAAAAGUCAACUGAGUUGCUGAUCAGAAAAUUACCUUUCCAAAGAUUAGUUCGUGAAAUCGCACAGGAUUUCAAAACUGAUCUACGUUUUCAAAGUGCUGCAAUCGGAGCUUUGCAAGAAGCAUCAGAAGCGUAUUUGGUCGGUUUGUUUGAGGACACAAACUUGUGCGCCAUCCAUGCGAAGCGUGUAACAAUCAUGCCCAAGGAUAUCCAGCUGGCCCGACGAAUUCGUGGCGAGCGUGCUUAAAUAAUAUGUAACUCCCAUACAUACCAUUUACUACUAUUAUUAUUAUCAUUCGUAACAGUCGUGGAUGAAACAUUUUCAUUCCAAGCUACGUAUUAUGUUGUACUUCAUAAUAGUGUACAAGUUAUGAUAUGAUCAUCCUUUAUAAUACGUAUCUAAAAUUCAGAUUUCUGAAAAAGUAGAUACGAAAAUCGGUAUAAACUGUUUUUAAUAUGUAGGUAGUUCCCAACUUUUGGUAUUAUUGUACAAACGUAGAAACGUAUGUUGUUUUUUUUCGAAAAAUUAUCAAUUACAAAUGUUGAUUCUUCAAUUUCAUUCAUAUAUUUUUUUUUUCAUUUUAUGCUCUACAAUGUAAGGAUACUCCUAAAAAACAGAAAAAAAAGUUUGAAACUGAAAAGCAAACGAUCGUGAUAAAAAAACAAGUCAAAUUGUUAAUUCUUCUAAAAGUACUAUUAAGAUUGAGUAAACUUAUAAAUGUUCUCAAAAAAGUUUUUCAUUACAGUUUUAUUAUAUUCGUCGUCAUUAUCAUUAUUGGUAUAAUACAUUGUGAAAUGUGCAUUAGAGAAUAAGACAGUUUCUUUGUAGGAAUUCAAUGUAGUGUUUACCAUUUUAGAUCCCUGGUUGUAUGAAAAUUACAUAAGGUAUUUCAAUCAGUCAACUAUUCAUUGUUCGUGUAAAGAUAAACGUUUCAUAAAUAAAUCUUCAAAAUAAUACUAA